This is a messenger RNA of Thlaspi arvense, 3360 nucleotides long. The record is from the annotation of a GenBank genome assembly. Lineage: Eukaryota; Viridiplantae; Streptophyta; Magnoliopsida; Brassicales; Brassicaceae.
UAAUUCCCUCUUCGUUCCUAUUUAAAAAGCUGGCCAUUCAAAGUCUUCAACAUUUCCCACAAACCAAAAAGUAAAUCAAAUUUAAAACGAGAACCAGAUUCGCACCGAAGACGAAACUUUUCUGGUGAUACCUCUCUCCAUGGCGACGAAGCUAUUGGCGCUCACAUGCAUACGGAAAGAGAGAUUCAGUGAACGAUACCCUGUGGUGCGGAAACACCUAAUCAGAUCUCGCGGCGGCGGAUCACCGUCGGAGUCGGCGGUGCUAGAGAUCGAUGAGGAGGUGGUUUCCAGGGCGGUUUUCCGCGUAUUGGGGAUGACUUGCUCCGCUUGCGCUGGAUCCGUCGAGAAAGCAAUCAAGCGUCUCCCGGGGAUUCACGAAGCUGUCAUCGACGUUCUGAACAAUCGGGCGCAAAUCCUGUUUUACCCCAGCUCUGUCAAUGUGGAGACAGUUCGUGAAACAAUUGAAGACGCUGGAUUUGAAGCGUCACUGAUUGAAAAUGAGGCGAAUGAGAAAUCUAAGCAAGUUUGCCGAAUAAGAAUAAACGGUAUGACUUGUACCUCGUGUUCUUCAACCAUCGAAAGCGUUCUGCAAUCAGUUCAUGGCGUGCACAGAGCUCACGUUGCCUUAGCAAUCGAAGAAGCUGAAGUUCAUUAUGAUCCCAGGCUCCUGAGCUACGACAAGCUAAUUGAAGAGAUAGAGAAUGCUGGAUUCGAGGCCGUGCUUAUAAGUACAGGCGAGGACGUGAGCAAGAUCGAUUUGAAGAUUGAUGGUGAGUUUGCUGAUGAAUCAAUGGAGAUCAUUGAAAGAUCGCUUGAAGCGCUUCCCGGUGUUCAAAACGUUGAGAUCAACGGAGGAAGUGAUAAGGUAUCUGUAUUGUACAAACCCGAUGUGACGGGGCCAAGAGAGUUCAUUCGGGUGAUUGAGUCUACUGUCUUUGGUCACAGUGGUCACAUCAAGGCAACAGUGUUUUCCGAAGGAGGAGCAGGCAGAGAGUCUCAGAAGCAAGAGGAGAUCAAGCAGUACUAUAAGUCGUUUCUUUGGAGUUUGGUUUUUACUGUACCUGUGUUUUUGACGGCGAUGGUCUUCAUGUAUGUCCCUGGAAUCAAACAUUUGCUGAUGUUUAAGGUCAUCAAUAUGCUCACCAUUGGAGAAAUCAUUAGGUGGGUUUUGGCUACUCCUGUCCAGUUUAUCAUUGGUUGGAGAUUCUACGUUGGCUCUUACAAGGCUUUGCGCCGAGGAUCGGCUAACAUGGAUGUUUUGAUUGCUCUGGGAACAAACGCAGCCUAUUUCUAUUCCUUGUACACAGUGUUGAGAGCUGCAACCUCUCCUGAUUUCAAGGGAGUUGAUUUCUUUGAGACUAGCGCCAUGCUCAUUUCGUUUAUCAUACUAGGAAAGUAUUUGGAGAUUAUGGCUAAAGGCAAAACAUCUCAAGCGAUCGCAAAGCUUAUGAACUUGGCACCCGACACUGCGGUAUUGUUGACUUUGGACGAGGAAGGGAAUGUGAGUGGCGAGGAAGAGAUCGAUGGUCGAUUGAUACAGAAGAAUGACGUGAUCAAAAUCGUUCCAGGUGCUAAAGUAGCUUCAGAUGGUUAUGUCCUAUGGGGACAAAGUCAUGUGAAUGAAAGUAUGAUUACAGGAGAGGCAAGGCCAGUGGCGAAGAGAAAGGGUGAUACAGUAAUAGGAGGCACUUUGAACGAGAACGGAGUUCUGCAUGUUAAGGUUACAAGGGUUGGUUCAGAGAGUGCUCUUGCACAGAUUGUUCGUCUUGUUGAGUCCGCACAGCUGGCCAAAGCUCCGGUGCAGAAGUUGGCUGAUCGGAUUUCAAAGUUCUUUGUUCCUCUGGUCAUUUUCCUCUCGUUCUCGACUUGGCUUGCCUGGUUCUUAGCUGGAAAACUGCACUGGUACCCUGAAUCCUGGAUUCCUUCGUCAAUGGAUAGCUUCGAGCUAGCUCUUCAGUUCGGAAUCUCCGUCAUGGUCAUAGCUUGUCCAUGUGCUCUUGGACUGGCUACUCCAACCGCUGUUAUGGUUGGUACUGGGGUUGGUGCAUCCCAAGGUGUGCUGAUAAAAGGUGGUCAAGCUCUAGAAAGAGCACACAAGGUAAAUUGCAUUGUAUUUGACAAGACAGGAACUCUCACAAUGGGGAAACCUGUGGUUGUUAAAACCAAACUCCUGAAAAACAUGGUUCUUGGAGAAUUCUAUGAACUUGUUGCUGCAACUGAGGUAAACAGUGAGCAUCCGUUAGCAAAGGCCAUUGUUGAGUACGCAAAGAAAUUCAGAGAUGACGAAGAGAACCCUGCGUGGCCUGAAGCACGUGACUUUGUGUCUAUCACAGGAAACGGAGUGAGAGCGACCGUUAAGGGAAGAGAGAUUAUGGUUGGAAACAAGAACCUUAUGUCUGAUCAUAGAGUCAACAUCCCAGCCGAUGCGGAGGAGUUGCUAGCAGAAGCUGAAGAGAUGGCCCAAACCGGGAUCCUCGUGUCUAUAAACAGUGAACUGAUCGGAGUUCUAGCUGUUUCGGAUCCUCUAAAACCGAGUGCUCGAGAAGCCAUCUCAAUUCUAAAAUCCAUGAACAUCAUAAGCAUCAUGGUUACUGGUGACAACUGGGGAACUGCGAAUUCCAUCGCUAGAGAAGUCGGUAUCGACUCUGUGAUCGCAGAAGCUAAACCGGAGCAGAAAGCAGAGAAAGUCAAGGAGCUACAGGCAUCGGGUCAUGUAGUGGCAAUGGUGGGCGACGGAAUCAACGACUCGCCGGCUCUGGUGGCGGCGGAUGUAGGAAUGGCGAUUGGUGCAGGAACCGACAUUGCCAUAGAAGCAGCUGAUAUAGUUCUGAUGAAGAGCAACUUAGAAGAUGUGAUCACAGCCAUUGAUCUCUCGAGGAAAACCUUCUCGAGGAUCCGACUCAACUACGUUUGGGCUCUCGGGUAUAACCUCAUGGGCAUACCGAUCGCUGCCGGAGUGCUUUUUCCGUCUACUCGGUUCAGGUUGCCACCGUGGAUCGCAGGUGCGGCAAUGGCUGCUUCUUCUGUUAGUGUUGUGUGUUGCUCUCUCUUGUUGAAGAACUACAAGCGGCCUAGCAAGCUUGAUCAUUUAAAGGAGAUACGUGAGGUUCAGGUGGACCGGGCAUAGAGAACCGAACUUAACCGUGAAAAACCGAUUAAUUUGAUGAACCAAUAAACCGUAUCAUAGUUUCCCACAUGAUUUGUGUUUUUUUUUGUAUAAUAAGAAAUUCACGUGAUUGUCGUAAUUAGGUUCGUUUGGAAAACCGGAUUUUCAAGGAUAAAGUUAGUUUCGGUUCGGUUUUGGUUUAGUUUGCUUUGUGUGUCGAGUUAUCUUAUAGAAAAAUCGAUUUCUUUGUUCAA